Messenger RNA from Nyctereutes procyonoides (raccoon dog), 1515 nucleotides. It is a transcript of the gene TMPRSS5, whose product is annotated as transmembrane serine protease 5. The record is from RefSeq and is a predicted model, not a curated record. Bases 18 to 1394 code for a protein of 458 amino acids. Gene Ontology annotation, molecular function: serine-type endopeptidase activity. Gene Ontology annotation, cellular component: plasma membrane. The transcript is spliced from 13 exons. NCBI's taxonomy places the organism in Eukaryota, Metazoa, Chordata, Mammalia, Carnivora, Canidae. Gene Ontology annotation, biological process: proteolysis.
CUGGACACAAGAGCCUGAUGCCGGAUGGCCACGCUGACAUGGAGGCUCAGUAUGCAGAAGAGACCCCAGGACCUGGGAUCUUCAAAGCAAAGCCAGGAGACCCAUUGCAGAGGCCCGAGGCCCGGCAGCAACCCUGCUCUCCGCUGGGGUGCUGGUGCUCAGGGCGGCGCUGCUAUGUGGGGCUGGGGGCCCUGGCACUGCUGGCUGGUGCGAGUGUUGGCGUGUGGCUUCUUGUGCUAUAUCUGUGGCCAGCAACCUCUCAGCCUACUCCCGGGAACUUGCAGGAUGAGGAGAUGCCUUUGGGUUGCUCUGAGGCCAGCGGUCAGGAAGCCCUGCUCCCCUCGCUCCCCAGAACAGUAUCUUUCAGGAUAAACACGGAGGACUUGCUGGAAGUGCAGGUGAGGGCACGGCCAGACUGGCUCCUGGUCUGCUACGAGGGCUGGAGCUCCGCCCUGGGUUUGAGGAUCUGUCAGAACCUCGGGCAUCUCAGACUCACUCACCACAAGGGAGUGAACCUGUCUGACAUCAAGCUCAACAGCUCCCAGGGGUUUGCGUGGCUCUCUCCCAGAUUGGAAGGCCUCCUGGAGGAGGUGUGGCAGCCCAGGGACAGCUGUGCUUCCGGCCUAAUCGUUUCCCUCAGAUGCUCUGAGUGUGGGGCGAGGCCCCUGGCCUCCCGGAUAGUCGGCGGGCAGGCCGUGGCUCCUGGGCGCUGGCCCUGGCAGGCCAGUGUGGCCCUGGGCUCCCGGCACACGUGCGGGGGCUCUGUGCUGGCCCCGCGCUGGGUGGUGACCGCUGCACACUGCAUGCACAGUUUUAGGCUAUUCCGCUUGUCCAGCUGGCGGGUGCAUGCCGGGCUGGUCAGCUACAGUGCCGUCAGGCCCCACCAGGGGGUUGUGGUGGAGAGGAUCAUCCCUCACCCUCUCUACAGCACCCAGAAUCAUGACUACGACAUUGCUCUGCUGAGGCUCCGGACACCACUCAACUUCUCAGACACAGUGGGUGCUGUGUGCCUGCCAGCUGAGAAGCAAGAUUUUCCAAGGGGCUCUCAUUGCUGGGUGUCUGGCUGGGGCCACACGGACCCCAGCCACACCCACAACUCAGAUACGCUCCAGGACACCAUGGUGCCUCUGCUCAGCGCCCAGCUCUGCAACAGCUCUUGCAUGUAUAGCGGGGCACUCACCCCCCGCAUGCUGUGUGCCGGCUACAUGGACGGGAGGGCUGAUGCAUGCCAGGGGGAUAGUGGGGGACCCCUGGUGUGCCCAGAUGGGGACACAUGGCACCUGGUGGGGGUGGUCAGCUGGGGCCGUGGCUGUGCGGAGCCCAAUCACCCGGGUGUCUACGCCAAGGUUGCUGAGUUCCUGGACUGGAUCCAUGACACGGCGAGGGUUCACUAGAUGGAGGAGAAGCAGCACCCUCAGAUGCAGAAGGCACGGACCUCCUAUCACAUCAGACAGUCACCAGCUGCGGGCCAGUCCCUGGAGCUGGGCCUGAUUUCGAGUCCCUGUUCCUCACCAG